Molecule: messenger RNA, 1332 nt
Organism: Symsagittifera roscoffensis
Lineage: Eukaryota; Metazoa; Xenacoelomorpha; Acoela; Convolutidae
Exons: 7
Coding region: 1-1332 (443 amino acids)
Source: RefSeq, a predicted model, not a curated record
AUGUGCAAACAGCUGCAACGACGAUUUGUGUGGGAUUACGAGGACGAGAAGAACGAACGAACGAUCAACGAAACAAUUGCGAUGGCGAUGAAGGAUCAAGACAGACAGCUGAUUGCAGAGGCUGCAGUGGCAGCGGCCAAUGCUCUCAAUCGACAACAGGGAGUGUUCGGAUUUGUUUCUGCCGAUGUACUCGAGAAGAAUGCUUGUUUUGUGCCAAGCCAAGAAGACGUGACUCGGGUGUUGCAGCACAUCUUGGAUGCAAUUAAUCGACAUAACUUGGCACCUGGACAAUCAGGAAGCGCAUCGUCUGCCGUAGUUGCGGAAUGCGAACAGCAAAUGUUUCUCAGUUUGAUAAAGUUGUCAACGCAUGAAGGGUUUUGCUUGCCGUUCAAACCUCAGAAUUCAUCGUCGGUGUCAGCCCAGGACCCUACAGUGUCAUCACUUAUGGAUACAGAAGAGAAAUACAAUGCUGUUUUGUGGCAGCAAAUCUGCAAAAAGUUCGAAUCUUCAUUCAUCAGUUUCUUACAAACGUUGCCAGUUGCGAACAGCUCACCUAUCAAAAACCAGCUUCAGAAACGACACUUCCUACUAGAAGCGCUAUGUACCCUUCUUCCUGUGAAUCAUGUUUGGUCAAAAUAUUGCGCAAUCCGAAUGCAAGACCUGCAUAAGCUGACGUCACAGGUUUUGCAUUUUCAACUUGGUCCACGAAGUAAAGUGAACUUGACCAACUUGAAUGACGAAGAUCAAAUAGGCAGUCCACGUUUUGCUGCUGGGCUGCAGGGAAGUGUCGGAACUGCAGGUCAUGAAAUGCAGAUGACCAAUUUCAACCAGUUUGUCAAACUACUGCCUACGUUUUACAACAAAGUUAAACUGAUGGUGGAGGAAGACGAGUUUGUUGUUCUGAGUGAUAUCUUCGGAUCCAAAGUGUCUGUCAGCGAGGUGUAUGCACAAAUAUAUCUGCCCUUCAUCGAAACUCUUCUCAGCAAAAUCUCAGAGCGAGUCCAAUCCAAUUUGCUCCAGCAGCAGUGCCAGAAACAGGUGAAUGUGGAAAAUAUUGCGAGUUUGGAUGAAAAGAAGAGGUCUUCAUCCAAGCAGCGAAAAAGCGCAACUGCAAUUGUGGGUGCCAAAAGAAAGGACGAAGAUGAGUCUGCGUCAAACAGAUCUCAGCAAACGCAAACUCAGAGUGCAUUUAGUGAGUUCACUAGCUUCAUGGAUACUUUGCCAUUGAAUGAAGAUCAAUUGCAGACUGUCAACGUACCAACCUUAACUAUCGAAGAGCUGAAGCAAAUAGGCGAAGUAAUCAAGCUAUCAGUGACAUCAGUAACUUCCUGA